Trypanosoma rangeli is the source of this 558-nucleotide messenger RNA. RefSeq names its product ADP-ribosylation factor-like protein. Gene Ontology annotation, cellular component: microtubule cytoskeleton; cytoplasm. Bases 1 to 558 code for a protein of 185 amino acids. Gene Ontology annotation, molecular function: GTP binding; GTPase activity. The record is from RefSeq and is a predicted model, not a curated record. Gene Ontology annotation, biological process: cilium assembly. The transcript has a single exon. Lineage: Eukaryota; Euglenozoa; Kinetoplastea; Trypanosomatida; Trypanosomatidae.
AUGUUAAAGAGCCUACGGAACCGAGUGAGACGCGAGAAUGAGCCGCGCGUGCUCAUCGUGGGACUUGACAAUGCAGGGAAGACGACGCUGCUUAACACGCUUUGUGAGAACGAUGUGCCCGACUUCGAAAAGGCUCACUGCACACCCGCCGCGCCGGAGGGCCCAACGCAGGGGUUUAACAUAAAGACCCUGACGCGUGCUGGCCGGCGCGCGAAGUUGUGCGAUCUUGGCGGUCAGCGGGCGUUGAGGGAGUACUGGCAGGACUAUUACAACAACACAGACUGCAUCAUGUACGUCGUGGAUUCUUCUGAUCACCGCCGCCUCGAAGAAACCUACGCGUCGUUCGUGGAUGUGCUAAGCGGAAUUCAGGGCGUUCCUGUUCUAGUCUUUGCCAACAAACAAGAUCUGGCGACGGCAAAGCCGCCACAAGUCAUUGCAGAGACUCUCCAUCUGCAGGAGUUUCGUGAUCGAAAGUGGCACAUUCAGGGAUGCAGUGCCAAAACCGGUAUGGGUCUGGAGGAAGGCGUUGCAUGGAUCCUAAAUGUGUGCACCUCCUGA